AAGCCGGACACUCACGCACUUCCUUAAUUAAUCUGGCAGCAGCACUAAUUUAUUUUCAUUUUCAUCUUCAUCUUCAAUGGCCACCAACGAUCACCUGCUGCUUUCGAUUCCCGCCUCGACCAUCUCGUAUCGCUUGGAGUUACGGAGAUCGGGAGCAGCUUCUAAAAUGCUUCCAGGACAGAUUGGGGAAUUUUUUAUCGGGUGUUCAGUCCCUAAUCUAGGGUUUUCGUUGAGAAAGCCGUUGAAACCAUCGAGUACAAAUGUAGCAAGAGAGAGCAGUUCCGAGGAGCAGAGCUUGUGCCAUACAGUUGAUGCUUUUAUCUAUAUAUAUGCCUCCUAUGAGAUUGAUUGGAUUUUGAGAUCUGAGUGGUAAUGAAAAUUUCAUUUGCAGGGGAGGAGGUUUCCGAGGAUGGCCAUUUUCAGCUUGAAGGUGUGCCGCAGGGAAUGAAGACAGAAGCUGCCGCCGGACCAAAUACACCGCGGGCUGAGAUCCAGAACGAAGAAGGUCAAGAGGAGUACGUUUCCGAGGAUAACUAUGUUGGAGGUGAGUUCCGAGGAUAACUAUGUUGGAGGUGAGUUCCGAGGAAAGAAGAGGAAAGCAGCCGUGACAGCCGGCAAACUGCAGGCGGUUGGAUCUGGGAUCCUGAACAAAAAUGCUCAUGGUGAGUUUCUGAGAGCUGAGAAUCAUAUGCUGAGGCUGCAGCUUGUUCGCAAGACGAAAGAGCUUGAGGCUGAACAGAUUUGGAGGCUCGAACUAGAAUUGCAUUUUAUGAAAAAGGAGAACGACUUUCUGAAGAGGCAGCUUGAAGAGUUUAAAGCUGAGAAUGAGUUCUAUAAGAAGACCGCAAAGCCACAAAAAACCCGAAGGCUGUGCAGGUUCUGCAAGGAAUAUGCCGACCACGACUACCGCAACUGCCCCCAGAGACGCGCUUCCGCUUGUUCUGAAGAAGACGAUGGCUCCAACUAACAUCCUGUAAAGUUAUGCUGUGUAGUACCUACACACUAGUAGUAGGAUUUAGUUCUAUAGAAUCUGCUCGUGUGGCAGUGUGCAAGCCUUAUGUUGAUUUUAGGGAUGCUCUUGCAGUUAUAUUAGCUCUAGUGGCAGCUAGUUACCACGUAUCUUAGAAACAGGUUUGCUGCAGAACAUGAAAUGUCUCCUCUGAUGUUUAUGUGAACUUGAACUUGAAGGUCUAGCCUGAUUAGUAUUGAAUCUUAUGGGAAACAAAUUACUAGCAAA
This is a messenger RNA of Hordeum vulgare subsp. vulgare (domesticated barley), 1237 nucleotides long. RefSeq lists its product as uncharacterized. The transcript is spliced from 4 exons. Lineage: Eukaryota; Viridiplantae; Streptophyta; Magnoliopsida; Poales; Poaceae. The record is from RefSeq and is a predicted model, not a curated record. The coding region runs from base 536 to 967 and encodes 143 amino acids.